Spodoptera frugiperda (fall armyworm) is the source of this 706-nucleotide messenger RNA. RefSeq names its product acanthoscurrin-2-like. The record is from RefSeq and is a predicted model, not a curated record. Lineage: Eukaryota; Metazoa; Arthropoda; Insecta; Lepidoptera; Noctuidae. The transcript has 4 exons. Bases 173 to 604 code for a protein of 143 amino acids.
UAUAGGUGGGGCGACAUACCUCCUUUAAGGCAACAGAUUAUAGCCAUUAUCUGUUGGCGUGUGUGCUCGCCUCGCCGACCUAUAAAAGUCAUAGGCAGGACAUCAUCAGUACAGUAGAUCAGUGAUCAGUGUUUGUAUCGGACGGUGAUAUUUUCAAACAGAACAGACCAAAAUGAGAGCAUACACGAUUGUCUUCGCGUUGUUGGUGGCCUUUGUGGCGAGCAUGGCGGCUGAGAAUGGUCCCCUGAUGGCGGCCCUCCAGCCUGUGCCCGUGGACGACACUGAAGUCAUGGUCCUCCAGCCACAGGCACAAGGCGUCCGUGAGAAGAGGAGUGUUCUUCUUGGUGCUGGUCUGCUCGGCGCUGGUGCUCUGGGUCUUGGCGCUGCUGGUCUGGUUGGUGCCGGUCUGGUUGGAGCUAAGGCUGGUUUCGUUGGUGGUGCCCUAGCUGGUGGUCUGCUGUCCCACGGCAGGAGCUACGGUGGUGGUUACGGCGGUGGCUACGGAGGUUACUACGGUGGCGGCUACGGUGGCGGCUACGGCGGCGGCUACGGCCACGGACGUGUCUACAGGAAAGUAUACCUUGUAGAAGAACCCUGGUGCUGAACCAACCGACUGACUGCUGUGCAAUAUCUGAUAAUUUAAGUGUACGUGAUUAUGAAUGGAGUGUAUUAGUACAAAUUAAUAAAACCAAAACAUAAAAAUUUA